Echinops telfairi (small Madagascar hedgehog) is the source of this 5952-nucleotide messenger RNA. RefSeq names its product myosin VA (gene MYO5A). The transcript has 40 exons. The record is from RefSeq and is a predicted model, not a curated record. Gene Ontology annotation, molecular function: ATP binding; actin filament binding; microfilament motor activity. The coding region runs from base 1 to 5442 and encodes 1813 amino acids. Gene Ontology annotation, cellular component: cytoplasm; myosin complex; actin cytoskeleton. NCBI's taxonomy places the organism in Eukaryota, Metazoa, Chordata, Mammalia, Afrosoricida, Tenrecidae. Gene Ontology annotation, biological process: actin filament organization; vesicle transport along actin filament.
AUGGCGGGGAGGUUUGCCAGAGUUUGGAUACCUGAUCCUGAAGAAGUUUGGAAGUCAGCGGAGCUGCUCAGGGAUUAUAAACCAGGAGAUACAGUCCUCCAGCUUCGCCUCGAGGAAGGAAAGGAUUUGGAAUACCGUCUAGACCCCAAGACCAAGGAGCUGCCCCACUUACGGAACCCUGACAUCCUUGUGGGUGAGAAUGACCUCACCGCCCUCAGCUAUCUCCAUGAGCCUGCUGUGCUGCACAAUCUCAGAGUCCGCUUCAUUGAUUCCAAGCUGAUUUACACAUACUGUGGGAUAGUUCUAGUCGCUAUAAAUCCCUAUGAACAGCUGCCUAUUUAUGGAGAGGAUAUCAUCAACGCGUACAGUGGCCAGAACAUGGGCGAUAUGGAUCCACAUAUCUUCGCAGUAGCUGAAGAAGCAUACAAGCAAAUGGCCAGAGACGAGCGAAAUCAGUCCAUCAUUGUAAGCGGAGAGUCCGGGGCCGGAAAAACCGUCUCGGCUAAGUACGCCAUGCGGUACUUUGCAACUGUAAGUGGUUCUGCCAGCGAGGCCAAUGUGGAGGAAAAGGUGUUGGCCUCCAAUCCCAUCAUGGAGUCCAUUGGAAAUGCUAAAACAACCAGGAAUGAUAACAGCAGCCGUUUUGGAAAGUACAUUGAGAUUGGAUUUGAUAAGAGAUAUCGAAUCAUUGGUGCCAAUAUGAGAACUUACCUCCUAGAGAAAUCCAGAGUGGUGUUCCAGGCAGAAGAGGAGAGAAACUAUCAUAUCUUCUAUCAGCUCUGUGCCUCAGCAAAGUUACCUGAAUUUAAAACGCUGCGGUUAGGAAACGCGAGUUACUUCCAUUACACGAAGCAAGGAGGCAGCCCUGUGAUUGACGGAAUUGACGAUGCCAAGGAGAUGGCCCACACCAGGCAGGCCUGCACUUUGCUAGGAAUUAGCGAGUCUUACCAGAUGGGGAUUUUCCGAAUACUUGCUGGCAUCCUUCACUUAGGCAAUGUUGGAUUCACAUCUCGAGAUUCAGACAGCUGCACAAUACCUCCCAAACACGAGCCUCUCAUCAUCUUCUGUGAUCUCAUGGGCGUGGACUGCGAGGAGAUGAGUCACUGGCUCUGCCAUCGGAAGCUGGCUACCGCCGCAGAGACGUACAUCAAGCCCAUCUCCAAGCUGCAGGCCACAAAUGCCCGCGAUGCUUUGGCCAAACAUAUCUACGCCAAGCUCUUUACCUGGAUUGUUGAUCAUGUCAAUCAGGCCCUCCAUUCUACCGUCAAGCAGCAUUCCUUCAUUGGCGUGCUGGACAUUUAUGGUUUCUCCUUCAGAUUCCUGAGCCAAGUGCUCGACUGGACCCAGUCCUGUUCACAUGUCUUCAAAUUAGAACAAGAGGAAUAUAUGAAGGAACAAAUCCCAUGGACGCUCAUAGAUUUUUAUGAUAAUCAGCCUUGUAUAAAUCUUAUUGAAUCUAAACUGGGCAUUCUGGAUUUGCUAGAUGAGGAAUGCAAGAUGCCAAAAGGUUCAGAUGACACUUGGGCCCAAAAACUGUACAACACGCAUUUGAACAAAUGUGCACUUUUCGAAAAGCCCCGCCUCUCAAAUAAAGCCUUCAUCAUCCAACAUUUUGCUGAUAAAGUGGAAUACCAGUGUGAAGGCUUUCUUGAAAAGAAUAAAGACACCGUUUUUGAAGAACAAAUUAAAGUUCUUAAAUCAAGCAAGUUCAAGAUGCUGCCGGAGCUGUUUCAAGAUGACGAGAAGACCAUCAGCCCGACUUCCGCCAGCUCUUCGGGGCGCACCCUCCUCACCCGCAUGCCUGCAAAGGCCACCAAAGGCCGGCCGGGCCAAGCGGCCAAAGAGCACAAGAAAACCGUGGGGCUCCAGUUCCGGAACUCCCUUCACUUGCUGAUGGAGACCCUCAAUGCCACCACCCCUCACUACGUGCGCUGCAUCAAGCCGAAUGACUUCAAGUUCCCAUUCACGUUUGACGAGAAGAGGGCAGUGCAGCAGCUGCGGGCGUGUGGCGUGCUGGAAACCAUUCGAAUCAGCGCGGCCGGUUUCCCCUCUCGGUGGACUUACCAAGAAUUUUUCAGCCGCUACCGUGUCCUAAUGAAGCAAAAAGAUGUGCUGAGUGACCGAAAGCAGACCUGUAAGAAUGUAUUAGAGAAGCUGAUACUGGACAAAGACAAGUACCAGUUUGGUAAGACCAAGAUCUUUUUCCGCGCUGGCCAAGUAGCCUAUCUAGAAAAACUGAGGGCGGACAAGCUGAGGGCUGCCUGCAUCCGCAUCCAGAAGACCAUUCGGGGAUGGCUGCUGCGGAAGAAGUACCUGCGCAUGCGGAAGGCAGCCAUUGCCGUGCAGAGAUACGUGCGAGGCUACCAGGCGCGAUGCUAUGCUGCGUUUCUGCGCAGAACCAAGGCAGCCACCAUCAUUCAGAAGUACUGGCGCAUGUAUGUGGUCCACAGGAGAUACAAGAUUACACGUGCGGCCACGAUCGUUCUUCAGUCUUAUUUGCGAGGCUACUUGGCCAGAAAUAGGUAUCGCAAGAUCCUCCGGGCGCACAAAGUGACCAUCAUUCAGAAGUGGGUCCGUGGCUGGCUGGCCCGGACACACUACAAGAGGAGCCUGCAUGCCAUCAUCUACCUGCAGUGCUGCUUCCGGCGGAUGAUGGCCAAGCGCGAGCUCAAGAAGCUCAAGAUUGAGGCCCGCUCUGUGGAGCGCUACAAGAAGCUGCACGUCGGCAUGGAGAACAAGAUCAUGCAGCUGCAGCGCAAAGUGGACGAGCAGAACAAAGACUACAAGUCCCUCAUGGAGAAGCUGACCAGUCUCGAAGGAACGUAUAACACUGAGACUGAGAAACUCCGGAAUGACCUGGAACGCCUGCAGCUAAGUGAGGAAGAAGCUAAGGUCGCCACCAAACGGGUCCUCAGCCUGCAGGAAGAAAUUGCCAAGCUCCGGAAAGACUUGGAACAAACUCGGUCAGAGAAAAAAUCUAUUGAGGAGAGUGCAGAUAGAUACAAACAGGAAACCGGCAAGCUGGUAUCAAAUCUGACGGAAGAAAACACUUUGCUGAAACAGGAAAAAGAGACCCUCAACCGCCGUAUCGUGGAGCAGGCUAAGGAGAUGACAGAGACAAUGGAGAAGAAGUUAAUAGAAGAAACGAAACAACUGGAACUCGAUCUGAAUGAUGAGAGGCUGAGGUAUCAGAACCUUCUAAAUGAGUUCAGUCGCCUAGAAGAGCGAUACGAUGACCUCAAGGAGGAGAUGACCCUGAUGUUGAAUGUCUCUAAGCCUGGACACAGAAGAACAGACUCCACCCACAGCAGCAAUGAGUCUGAAUACACCUUUAGCUCUGAAUAUGCAGAAACUGAAGAUGCUCCAAUGAGAACAGAGGAGCCGAGUGAGAAGAAGGUGCCUCAGGACAUGGCCUUGUUCCUCAAGCUCCAGAAGCGGGUCACAGAGUUGGAGCAGGAGAAGCAGGCGAUGCAGGACGAGCUGGACCACAGGGAGGAGCAGGUGCUCCGCAGCAAGGCCAAGGAACAAGAAAGACCACAAAUUAGAGGUGCUGAAUUGGAGUAUGAAUCACUUAAGCGCCAAGAACUCGAGUCAGAGAACAAAAAGCUGAAGAAUGAGCUCAACGAGUUACGCCAGGCCCUGAGCGAGAAGGGCGCUCCCGAGGUGACCGCUCCGGGCGCCCCCGCUUACCGCGUCCUCAUGGAGCAGCUGACCUCGGUCAGCGAGGAGCUGGAUGUCCGAAAGGAAGAGGUCCUCAUCCUGCGGUCACAGCUGGUGAGCCAGAAAGAGGCCAUCCAGCCCAAGGACGACAAGAACACAAUGACGGAUUCCACGAUCCUCUUGGAAGAUGUGCAGAAGAUGAAAGAUAAAGGGGAGAUAGCACAAGCGUACAUUGGUUUGAAAGAAACAAACAGGCUGCUGGAGUCCCAGCUCCAGUCCCAGAAGAGGAGCCACGAGAACGAGGCCGAGGCCCUCCGUGGGGAGAUCCAGAGCCUGAAGGAGGAGAACAACAGACAGCAACAACUGCUGGCCCAGAACCUGCAGCUGCCCCCGGAGGCCCGCAUCGAGGCCAGCCUGCAACACGAGAUCACCCGGCUGACCAACGAAAACUUGGAUUUAAUGGAACAACUUGAAAAACAGGAUAAGACUGUCCGGAAACUGAAAAAACAACUGAAAGUAUUUGCCAAGAAAAUUGGUGAAUUGGAAGUGGGUCAGAUGGAGAACAUCUCCCCAGGACAGAUCAUUGACGAGCCCAUCCGUCCAGUCAACAUUCCCAGGAAAGAGAAGGAUUUCCAAGGAAUGCUGGAAUACAAGAAGGAGGACGAGCCCAAACUGGUGAAGAAUCUGAUUCUGGAACUGAAGCCACGUGGCGUAGCCGUCAAUUUGAUCCCAGGAUUGCCGGCAUACAUCCUGUUCAUGUGCGUUCGGCAUGCCGACUACCUAAAUGACGACCAGAAAGUGCGGUCGUUGCUGACAUCAACAAUUAACAGCAUCAAAAAAGUAUUGAAGAAACGAGGGGACGAUUUUGAGACUGUCUCCUUCUGGCUUUCCAACACCUGCCGAUUUCUGCACUGCUUGAAGCAGUACAGCGGAGAAGAGGGCUUUAUGAAGCACAACACGUCUCGCCAGAACGAACACUGCCUCACCAAUUUCGACCUGGCUGAGUACCGGCAGGUGCUGAGUGACCUGGCCAUUCAGAUCUACCAGCAGCUCGUGAGGGUGUUAGAGAACAUCCUGCAGCCGAUGAUUGUCUCAGGCAUGCUGGAGCACGAGACGAUUCAGGGCAUGUCCGGCGUGAAGCCCACGGGGCUGCGGAAGCGGACCUCGAGCAUCGCGGACGAGGGCGCCUACACACUGGACUCCAUCCUCCAGCAGCUCGGCUCCUUCCACUCGGUCAUGUGCCAGCACGGCAUGGACCCCGAGCUGAUCAAGCAGGUGGUCAAGCAGAUGUUCUACAUCGUGGGGGCCAUCACCCUGAACAACCUGCUUCUGCGGAAGGACAUGUGCUCCUGGAGCAAAGGCAUGCAGAUCAGGUACAAUGUCAGCCAGCUGGAAGAAUGGCUGCGUGACAAGAAUCUGGUGAACAGCGGGGCGAAAGAAACCCUGGAGCCGCUCAUCCAAGCUGCUCAGCUUUUGCAAGUGAAGAAGAAGACCGAUGAAGACGCAGAAGCCAUUUGUUCCAUGUGCAAUGCCCUAACGACUGCCCAGAUUGUGAAAGUGCUGUUUUUGUACACUCCGGUCAACGAGUUUGAAGAAAGAGUCUCCGUAUCAUUUAUUCGCACUAUACAGGUGCGUUUGAGAGACAGGAAAGACUCUCCUCAGCUGCUCAUGGAUGCGAAACAUACCUUUCCUGUGACCUUCCCGUUUAACCCUUCCUCCCUGGCACUAGAAACCAUCCAGAUUCCAACCAGCCUGGGCCUGGGAUUCAUUUCACGGGUCUGAAAUGGAUGUCUAGGGAAAUAUUGACAAUAUGUUGCUUGCCUGAAAUAAGAUCCCCUCCUUCCCGGUCAGCUACUGAAAACACAUUUUUAAAGAUAAAGCACGUAUUAUCUCCCCAGCAAGGGUCUUAACUGGAAAUCUCUUGAAAAAGGCUUUGCUCACCUGGGAACGAAAGAGAAAGGCCUGUGUUGUGCUACCUUCUCUAGCACCGCCCCGCCCUAAGCAGCUAGGUCUUCCGAGUUUACACACAGGUGAAGGAAGGAAGGAAGUCGGAGGGAGAGGGCGGGAGGAAAAAUGUGUCUUCAGCGGCCAGCAUUUAUUUUAGAUCCUUAGUAUUGCAUUUAAAUGGGACAAAAACCUAAAUUCCAUCGAUCAGCUGUUGUCUGAACAGAACCCGUGAUGGAGCUUAACAGAAGAACUGGAAGAGCGGUCACUACUGAGCACACCUCCGGGUAGGAGUCCGUUCUUGACGCUGUCAAACUGGAGUGAAGAAAUAAACGGGCAAUACGUAAA